This is a messenger RNA of Amphimedon queenslandica, 353 nucleotides long. RefSeq lists its product as uncharacterized. The transcript is spliced from 4 exons. The record is from RefSeq and is a predicted model, not a curated record. Bases 30 to 353 code for a protein of 107 amino acids. NCBI's taxonomy places the organism in Eukaryota, Metazoa, Porifera, Demospongiae, Haplosclerida, Niphatidae.
UUUAACUAUAAUUCCUAUUUAUAUUCGAAAUGCUAGAAACCUCUACUCCAUCAAGUUCACUGAUAAAUCUUCUUUAUGGUGAAGAUAAUGAUGAGAAGGUUAGGCCUCCUUUGAUAAUACAGCCACCAUCUUCCCCCAGACCAACACACAGAGCUGUUAAACCUAAAAGAGCUUCAUCAAUAGUACGUUCUCCAUAUUUGGCAGCUGUUGCUCCACCACGUCAAUCUGUUGUACCUCGUCACUCUCCAUCAACUAAAAGAUCAUCACCAGUCAAAGCUACACAAGUUUACAAAAAUGGAUUAUUUGUACCUAUUAAAAGAAAAUCAGCUUCAAAGCUUCAAAUAAUAAUGUAA